CCCUUUCCCUCAGGGCCCGCCCUCCGCCCCGAAACCUUCUGACUACUAACCUGUAGAUCCCUUUAGUUCCUUAGCAGUAUUCACAAAUGUUUUUCUACUCACACUUUUUACUUCUUUUUCCCCUCUCGUUACUUUUCACACUUGGAUUUUUGUUUAUCUUUUUUUUUUUUUUUUGAGACGGAGUUUUCGCUCUUGUUACCCAGACUGGAAUGCAAUGGUGCGGUCUCGGCUCACUGCAACCUCUGCCUCCCGGAUUCAGGCGAUUCUCCUGCCUCAGCCUCCGGGAGUAGCUGGAAUUACAGACCAAGAUCACUCCAUGGAUGAAAUGACAGCUGUGGUGAAAAUUGAAAAAGGAGUUGGUGGCAAUAAUGGGGGCAAUGGUAAUGGUGGUGGUGCCUUUUCACAGGCUCGAAGUAGCAGCACAGGCAGUAGCAGCAGCACUGGAGGAGGAGGAGGGCAGGAGUCCCAGCCAUCCCCUUUGGCUCUGCUGGCAGCAACUUGCAGCAGAAUUGAGUCACCCAAUGAGAACAGCAACAACUCCCAGGGCCCAAGUCAGUCAGGGGGAACAGGUGAGCUUGACCUCACAGCCACACAACUUUCACAGGGUGCCAAUGGCUGGCAGAUCAUCUCUUCCUCCUCUGGGGCUACCCCUACCUCAAAGGAACAGAGUGGCAGCAGUACCAAUGGCAGCAGUGGCAGUGAGUCUUCCAAGAAUCGCACAGUCUCUGGUGGGCAGUAUGUUGUGGCUGCCGCUCCCAACUUACAGAACCAGCAAGUUCUGACAGGACUACCUGGAGUGAUGCCUAAUAUUCAGUAUCAAGUAAUCCCACAGUUCCAGACCGUUGAUGGGCAACAGCUGCAGUUUGCUGCCACUGGGGCCCAAGUGCAGCAGGAUGGUUCUGGUCAAAUACAGAUCAUACCAGGUGCAAACCAACAGAUUAUCACAAAUCGAGGAAGUGGAGGCAACAUCAUUGCUGCUAUGCCAAACCUACUCCAGCAGGCUGUCCCCCUCCAAGGCCUGGCUAAUAAUGUACUCUCAGGACAGACUCAGUAUGUGACCAAUGUACCAGUGGCCCUGAAUGGGAACAUCACCUUGCUACCUGUCAACAGCGUUUCUGCAGCUACCUUGACUCCCAGCUCUCAGGCAGUCACGAUCAGCAGCUCUGGGUCCCAGGAGAGUGGCUCACAGCCUGUCACCUCAGGGACUACCAUCAGUUCUGCUAGCUUGGUAUCAUCACAAGCCAGUUCCAGCUCCUUUUUCACCAAUGCCAAUAGCUACUCAACUACUACUACCACCAGCAACGUGGGAAUUAUGAACUUUACUACCAGUGGAUCAUCAGGGACCAACUCUCAAGGCCAGACACCCCAGAGGGUCAGUGGGCUACAGGGGUCUGAUGCUCUGAACAUCCAGCAAAACCAGACAUCUGGAGGCUCAUUGCAAGCAGGCCAGCAAAAAGAAGGAGAGCAAAACCAGCAGACACAGCAGCAACAAAUUCUUAUCCAGCCUCAGCUAGUUCAAGGGGGACAGGCCCUCCAGGCCCUCCAAGCAGCACCAUUGUCAGGGCAGACCUUUACAACUCAAGCCAUCUCCCAGGAAACCCUCCAGAACCUCCAGCUUCAGGCUGUUCCAAACUCUGGUCCCAUCAUCAUCCGGACACCAACAGUGGGGCCCAAUGGACAGGUCAGUUGGCAGACUCUACAGCUGCAGAACCUCCAAGUUCAGAACCCACAAGCCCAGACAAUCACCUUAGCCCCAAUGCAGGGUGUUUCCUUGGGGCAGACCAGCAGCAGCAACACCACUCUCACACCCAUUGCCUCAGCUGCUUCCAUUCCUGCUGGCACAGUCACUGUGAAUGCUGCUCAACUCUCCUCCAUGCCAGGCCUCCAGACCAUUAACCUCAGUGCAUUGGGUACUUCAGGAAUCCAGGUGCACCCAAUUCAAGGCCUGCCGUUGGCUAUAGCAAAUGCCCCAGGUGAUCAUGGAGCUCAGCUUGGUCUCCAUGGGGCUGGUGGUGAUGGAAUACAUGAUGACACAGCAGGUGGAGAGGAAGGAGAAAACAGCCCAGAUGCCCAACCCCAAGCCGGUCGGAGGACCCGGCGGGAAGCAUGCACCUGCCCCUACUGUAAAGACAGUGAAGGAAGGGGCUCGGGGGAUCCUGGCAAAAAGAAACAGCAUAUUUGCCACAUCCAAGGCUGUGGGAAAGUGUAUGGCAAGACCUCACACCUGCGGGCACACUUGCGCUGGCAUACAGGCGAGAGGCCAUUUAUGUGUACCUGGUCAUACUGUGGGAAACGCUUCACACGUUCGGAUGAGCUACAGAGGCACAAACGUACACACACAGGUGAGAAGAAAUUUGCCUGCCCUGAGUGUCCUAAGCGCUUCAUGAGGAGUGACCACCUGUCAAAACAUAUCAAGACCCACCAGAAUAAGAAGGGAGGCCCAGGUGUAGCUCUGAGUGUGGGCACUUUGCCCCUGGACAGUGCGGCAGGUUCAGAAGGCAGUGGCACUGCCACUCCUUCAGCCCUUAUUACCACCAAUAUGGUAGCCAUGGAGGCCAUCUGUCCAGAGGGCAUUGCCCGUCUUGCCAACAGUGGCAUCAACGUCAUGCAGGUGGCAGAUCUGCAGUCCAUUAAUAUCAGUGGCAAUGGCUUCUGAGAUCAGGCACCCGGGGCCAGAGACAUAUGGGCCAUACCCAUCAACCCCGGGAUCCAAGGUAGCAUGGGUCCAAGAGACAUGUGGGAAGAGAGAGCCAUGAAGCAUUAAAAUGCAUGGUGUUGAGAAGAAUCAGGAGAGGGAUACAAGAGAAGAGAUGGGGUCCCGGCACCCAUCUGUAUCAUCAGUGCCUCUUUGAAGGUGGGAAACAUUAGUGAAAAUUCUGUUGGUGCCACGCUUUGAUGAGCAUUUGUUUGACCCCAGUUUCUUCUUACACUUCUUACCCCAGCCUACCCUUCCUGCAUUUUUCUUCUCAGCUCUUCCAUGAUGGAUUCCCCCCCCUUUCCUAAAGCCAUCAUGCCUUGAUAAAUAUAUAUGAUCAUUGAAAUACUUUUUAACAAAAAACAGAUUCUAUAUUAUUAUAUAUAUAUAUAUAUAUAUAUAAAGAUAUAUAGAGAUGCAUUCACAGGGGUUGGCUGGGAGGAGGAAGACCAUUCUGUGACCAAAAUACCUUGGUCAUUUUUUUUAUAUUGCCUUAUUUCCCUAUGGCUGAGCCUUGUUGUGACACAUCAAGCUUUUCUGUAGAUGUUGUCUGGGCUUCCCACCAGCUUAAGCGUUCAUAUGCUCUGCUUUUAGUUCAUAUAUACAUACAUAAUGUUUUUCCUUUCUUAAUUUUGUCUUUUUGUUUGGGAUCAGCUUCCUGCACUCCUUCCCUAACUCAGCUGUUGCCGUCUCAUCUUCUCUCAUCUGAUCACUUCAUGUUUUGUUUUUGUUACUGCCUGGAUGAGGCACUUCUGUCAAUUUUUUCAGGACCUUAGUUCCAGCAGCAGAAUGGAAAAAUCCUUGAAGCCCAGGCUGAUGCUUGAAGUAACUGUGGAGGGAGUGUUCAAAAUACUACUGACGCAGGCACCUUCUUGGCGCUGGAGAGUCAAAGGCAUCUCCCUUCAUUAGCUGCUCUGAGCAUCAAGAAUUAGAAGUCUUUCAGUGGAAUUGUACAAGAGUCCCUUUGAAGAUAAUAAUCUUGGCUCAGUUUGUAUAAACUGUCAAAUUUUCAAAUAAUAGGUAGGGGGCUUUCACUGGGAAAAUCAUGUGCUCAGAAGAGGAAAUGACUCAUAGUCAGGUUCAGGAGUUAGUGGAGUAUUUGGACUUUGGUACUGCUGUCUUCCAAGGUAGCUCUAAGUUUUGAUGUGUGGGCUUCUGAGUUUAUAUUCUGAAAGGAAAUACACUUCUUUUGAACAUCCCCACUAGGUUCUUUUCCAUUGUCAAUAAGGAGCAUCAGCCAGUGAAUCUGUUUCAGGUUUCCAUUCUGCAGAACUCCAGAGCAUGUGCUAGUGGCAAGACAGUGGUUCUUAUGAUCUUUUCCCUUAACUUUUCCUUGUAUGUUCUUGGGUGGUUCCUAAGGGAAAAGGAAGCACAUGAUCAUGGGAAUGAUAGCCCAGAACAAAAACAAAUCUUGUCUUACCACAGUGUUUUAUAGGAGAGAUUGGGAGAAAUCAUCCUGUUUUCUCUGUGACCUGAUUUCAGAAGAGACUGAUCCAAAAAUUAAAACGGCAGGGAACCUAGUGUAUUUGGCACUGAGAUUUAAAUGCAACCAGAAUUGUCCUCAAGGCCCAGCCAUAAAAGCAUUGUCUCUCUCGACCUUCUGGUAUCUUGUUAGAGAGCUUUUCACUGUGAGGAAGUGUGGAAAAAUAGCUCUGUGUGUGUGUGUGUGUGUGUGUGUGUAAUCUGUUAGGUUGGGGAUAGGUUUUCUGCUAGCCAAUAUUAAAAGAGACCUGCAAUAAAAAAAUUACCCUGAUCUGAUAGAAAGCAAGUGUUUUUGUAUGUGUGGGUGAAUGUGUGUUCAUGUCCGUAUAUGUCUACACACAGAUGACAAAUUAUAUUUGAAAUCGUUGGAAAAUAAAUUCAGAUCAAAAUGCCUUUCAGGCCCAUUACCUAGAAAUCUAUCUUAAAACCUGGGUAUGUUCCUAAGGUCAUUUCUUUGCUUAUGCUAAAUUAAUUACAAUUAUGAAUGGAGGAUAUUCUACUGUACUUUUUUAAAAAGAAACUAUUUUUGUGUUUGAAAGUGAAACCAACAUCCAGAUCUAUAGCAGAGUCCUUAUUCUCAUAAAUCUUUUUACUUUGGCUACAAAUAGAUGAUGGUAUGAUUCUAUUAUAUAUUUUAUAUAAAAUCCAUCCAAAUUAAGUUUUGGGUAAGUGUGUUGUUUAACCUGAACUAUAGUAACUUAAUACUCUAAACAAUAGUUCACUCCAUUUGGUCCUUUCUCCACAGAUGUAAUUCUGUUUUCAACUCAGGAACUAUGGCAAGGAACUUUCCCCAGAUCAAAUUCUGUUAACGCUGAGAUACAAGUCAUCCAUGCACAGCCACUAUCAUACCCUUUAUUCUCACUGAAAGGCAGAACUCAGAACCUGUUAUUUUAUGUCUGUAAUCAUGUACUUUGGCAUCUUUUGGAGGAAAGGGGCAGGAUAACUCACUGGAAUGUACAGUAUUUUGCUAGUGCAUUUCAAGGAAUGGAAUCUUCUCCAGUAUGAAAUUACCAGAUAUAAACUAGUGUAAUGAUGCUGAGGAUAUAAGCUUUUACAAGGUAAUUUGAUGGUAUUUCUCUCUCGAAUGAAAAGCUGCUGGUUUACCCUCAACCCUAUUCAUUAGCAUUACCAUGAGUGAAUUUAUAUCUAAUUAUUUCCACUUGCCCUGUUCUCUUUACACCAAGGAAGCUCCAGAUCCAGUAUCUUGUUUGGCCUCAAAACAGAAGCAGCUUCUUUUGUCUCCCAGCAGUAGUGAGCCACUUAGUCUCUUCCACAGGAAGUUUGGAGCCUACAUUCCUUGAGUCAGGAGCUCAUUACAGAAAAACCCCGUUUCCCUGAACUUUUGGCUAACAGAAAUUAAUGUAACUGACAUGCAUAUUGAUUCUGAAAUUUUUUCCAUAAGUUUUUUUCAUUUUUUUGAAUGAGUUUUUUAAAUUUUUUAGAUGACCAAAACUUGCAGGGCAGGGGAUGCCCAGAAGAGUGGUGAGAUAGUAAAACACUUAUUCCCUCAUCCUUUCAGGUUUUCAGGUUGCCCAUUUAUAUUCAUUUACAUGUCAUUUGACUGUCUCACUUUUUACCCAGAACAGUAACAACCCACACCAUCUUCCUUCAGGGAUUUCCAACUGGCACUCUGUGGGUGCUACACAGAAUGCAAUUUAAUGGAUAUUUCUCAGCCUGGUUCAGAAUAAAUUGAACCUUUGAUCCCAGAAAGUAUAUACUGAAGUGUGGGAUAAAGAUUAUGAUUAGGGGAGGGUUGGAGACAAAAGCUGUAAAUUACUAUGGCUGAUUUAUUUCUACUAUAUACAUAUAUAUUUUUGGCUUUUGUAUAUCCUAUAUAGGAAACUAAGCAUUGUAUUUUUUUUUUAACAAAUCUAAAAAAGCACUAUGAACUGCAGGUGUUUGACUUUCAAAAUAUAUUUUGUAUUGUUAAUAUCUUCA
Messenger RNA from Gorilla gorilla gorilla (western lowland gorilla), 6115 nucleotides. RefSeq names its product Sp1 transcription factor (gene SP1). The record is from RefSeq and is a predicted model, not a curated record. Gene Ontology annotation, biological process: regulation of transcription by RNA polymerase II. Gene Ontology annotation, molecular function: DNA-binding transcription factor activity, RNA polymerase II-specific; RNA polymerase II cis-regulatory region sequence-specific DNA binding. The coding region runs from base 215 to 2656 and encodes 813 amino acids. NCBI's taxonomy places the organism in Eukaryota, Metazoa, Chordata, Mammalia, Primates, Hominidae. The transcript is spliced from 6 exons.